AUGAGGUGCUGCAUCUUUGUUGCCUGUCUGCUGAUUAACAUGCACUUUGGCACUGCCUGGAGUUCCCAGUACGCCGUGGAUUGUCCAGAUCGCUGCGACAGCAACGAAUGCAAGAGUACGGUAAGAUGUAAGAGGACCGUGCUGGACGACUGUGGAUGCUGCAGGGUCUGUGCUGCAGCCGCUGGAGAAACCUGUUACAGGACUGUGUCUGGCAUGGAUGGAGUUAAAUGUGGUCCUGGACUGACAUGCCAAUUUUUUACGGAAGAAGAUGAUUUCGGAGAUGAAUUUGGCGUCUGCAGAGAAUGUCUAUAUGGCACCUACGGAAUGGAAUGCAGAGGAAUCUGCAAUUGUCCAUCUGGAAUUUGUGAUCGUGUGACAGGAAAGUGUCUGAAAUUUCCAUUCUUCCAAUUUACAGGAGCCAAACCACAUAGUAAACUAAGACUUAAUCCUGAUUCUGAAAUGGCUUCUGGAGAUGGAAAUAGUGUCAAGCAAGAACUUGCCAAGGAAAAGUCUUCUCGCUCACCUGGAAUAAAAUGGCUAAACCCACGCUGA
Staurois parvus is the source of this 552-nucleotide messenger RNA. The record is from the annotation of a GenBank genome assembly. NCBI's taxonomy places the organism in Eukaryota, Metazoa, Chordata, Amphibia, Anura, Ranidae.